AACUUUGACCUCGGUGCUUGUGUCUGAGCUCGGCUCUCAUUCGAGGAGGCUUCUGCGGCUUUAGAAAAUGAAAGUAUUCCUCCGGAUGAAUGGGUUGUCAAGUCUAUCUCGGUAGCUUAGCAUAAGCCACGCACGCCCUUUAAUCCGGUUUGCGGACAGCGCGGGUCGCUCGGCUGCUGUCACGCACCCUGAGCUGCGCGUGUUAGUCUGUGUCUGGGUUUGUUUUGCUACAGAGCUAGGUGACUAGCCAGCUAGCUCUGACUGCUAAUGGUGCUAACUUAAAAAAAAAGCGCUGCUGUCAAGUCUGAAUAACAUCCGGCUUUGGAAAUUAGCGUAAAUCCGAUGAGCAGCACACAGUUUUUUUUUCUUCUUUUUCUCCGGGGCUCUGUCACAAUGUAUCCAGUUUUAGCAAGUAACGGAACAACCCGCCUGGGAGUAGUCAGUAACGACAGUGAACCAGCUAACCUGAGUUAGCCAGGUUACAGCUCACCGUGUCAACAUUGUGUGAACGACAGCCGAGCUAACAGGACGAGCCGGGGUCCAGCUAAGGAUACCGUGUUUUUUUUGUGUGUGUUUGUUUUAACAUCAACUAUUAGCGACGGGAUAACGUUUCCAGCGACCAUGGCUAACGUUACAGACCUGCAAACAAAAUACAGCAAGCUGGCACAGGAGUACUCCAAGCUCCGUGCUCAGAACCAAGUGCUGAAGAAGGCAGUAGUGGAUGAACAGGCCAAUUCUCUCUCCCUAAAGGAGCAGCUGAAGCAGAGGGACCAGAGCCUGAGGAAGCAGGAGCAGGAGAUGGACAGUCUCAGCUUCAGGAACCAACAGUUGGCCAAGAGGGUGGAGCUGUUGCAAGAGGAGCUAGCUGUUAGUGAAGCCAAGGGCAAAAAGGGGAAGAGUAAAGGAGACUCCCCCCCACAGCAUGGCCUGGAGACCCAGAAUGUUUUUGAUGAGGACCUGCAGAAAAAGAUUGAAGAAAACGAGCGACUUCAUAUCCAGUUCUACGAAGCUGAUGAGAAGCACAGGAGGCAGGAGGCCGAGCUGAAGACACGACUGCAGGAGCUGGAGAAAGACUCUGAGCAGCACCAGGCUGUCGUCGACGGACUCACCACUAAGUACAUGGAAUCAAUCGAGCGGCUGCAGGGCGACAAAGCACGUUUAGAGGUUAAAGCACAGACUCUGGAGAGGGAAGCAAAAGAGUGCAGAAUGCGAACAGAAGAGUGUCAGCAGCAGUUAAGGCGGUGCCAGUCAGAGCUGAACAGACAGGUGAAACAGAGCAGCAGUGUUAUCCAGGAGAAAGUGCCCUUCAAUGACACCAAAUUCAGCGACUACAACAGUCUAAAUGUGCCACCACACAAUCGAAGGCACCAGCUUAAAGCCCGGGAUGUAGCAGGUCAGGCCCUGGGCUUUAUCCAGGACCUUGUGGCUGCUCUGUUGAACUUCCACUCCUACACAGAACAGAGAGUGCAUAUCUAUCCCUUGGACUCCUCCAUCGAGACCAUCUCCCCCCUGAACCAGAAGUUUUCUCAGUAUCUACAUGAAAACGCAGCCUAUGUGCGCCCUCUGGAGGACAGCUUUCUGCAGUUACACCAAAGCAUCACAGAGGACACCGUCACAGUACUGGAGACUGUGGUGAAGCUGAAGACUUUUGCUGAUCAUUUCUCUUCAUACACCCACUUCCUGCAAAAGAUUCUUCCCUACCAGCUGAAAAGCUUGGAAGAAGAGUGCGAGGCACCUCUUUGUACUGCUGCCCUUACUGCGAAAAACCAAGAGUUGCAGAGUGACAUGAAGAGAGUAACUUCUGUGUUCGAGAAGCUGCAGAACUACAUUAACAUUUUGGCCUUACCGAGUGUUCGUCAGGAUGCCGUGCCACAGAGCAGCACGUCGGCUGUCUUCACCCAGCUGGCUGCCUGCCUACACAGUCUUAAUGAUGCCAUUAAAGAGAUGUCAAAGCACUACAACCAGAAGGCCAGCUUAGAGCAGGAGCUACCGACUGUCACCCAGAAGCUCUCUACCACGUCUGAAUGCCUGCUGGGAUCUUUGGGCUCUUUGACCAGCAGCACUGGCAAGAUUGCCACUUUCUUCAGCAACAACUUGGACUUCUUCACAUCGUCAGGCUACAGUCCAAGAGGCAGCACAGUAGCUCUCAACCCUUUACAAGCAGAGAGUAUGCUGGCCAACAAAAAGAAAGCUGCUGCCUAUAUCCAUGCUAUCAAAAAGCCGAGGCCACAGUCUGUUCCUUACAGAGAAGCCCUGUCUAACCGUCGCAUACUCAACAGCUCCACUGAGAGCAGAGAAGGUCUCACUCAGCAGGUGCAGCAGAGCCAGGAGAAAAUCGCUCGGCUAGAGCAGGAGAAAGAGCACUGGCUGCUGGAGGCCCAGCUGGGGAAGGUGCGGUUGGAAAAGGAGAACCAGCGCAUUGCGGACCUGGAAGCGCAGCUCGCGGCAGCUCUAGGGGGAAGUCCAAACUUGCAAGCAUCUGCAGCCAGCACACUUGCACAGAGCCAUGAGGAGGCAGAGAAAGAGCAGAAAGCUGCAGGGAAAGAGACAACGCUGUGCACCAGCCUGGUUGGCAUGUUGUGCACAACCCCUACAGUUGAGCACGUGGGAGACGAGGAGUCUAGGGAGCAGCUGAUAAAGACUCACUACAUGGCCAGAGUAGGAGAGCUCACCACCCAGCUCCAGAUUUCAGACAGCAAAGCCGUGCACUUUCACUCUGAGUGUCGAGCUUUGGCCAAGAGAUUAGCCAUUGCAGAAAAAUCGCGGGAGGCUCUGAGUGAGGAGGUCAAAGUGGCUAAUCAGAACAUCACACGCUUGCAGGAUGAGCUGACUACAACUAAGAGGAGCUACGAAGAUCAGCUCAGCAUGAUGAGCGACCACCUGUGCAGUAUGAAUGAGACUUUGAGCAAGCAGAAAGAGGAGAUUGACACACUCAAACUAGGCAGCAAGGGAAAUGCCAAAAAGAACAAAGGACGCUAGAGCUGCCCUCAAAACUCUGGCUCCAUUUGGCAUCACAAAGGACACCUUGAGAGAAGAUCUGUUCUGUGGAGCAACAUCACCACUGUCACCAAACCAUGGGGCCGGCUACACGAGCCUCAGAUUCUUUGACUGCCAGGCAGUGGAAAUACAAAUGAACUGAACUGAGGCUUGGACAUGUUUACUGAAGAAGCUUUUUCCUUUUUCCUUGUCACAGCACCAGUUAUAACACAACAUGAUUCGCUAAAAAUGCUUUCUGAAACAGCACCGGAAGCUGCUCCUUGACCUUUUGGCCAAGGCAGGUUGGGAAAGAAACUGUUAUUCCCCAAAAGGAACAGAGGAAGAUAAACAGUUGGUAAUGCUCACUGAAGUGAAGACUUGAAGACCAAACCCUGUUGAUCAGUGUGUGUUUCUCAUGCUUAACAUACAUCUGGCAGUAAAUGAAACUGUGCAUUCUCGCUGCUUAUCUGUGGGAGCAGGCCAACAGAGAAAAUGUUGGUGUGGCUGUAUGUGUUGUCUCAUUGUGUGACUGUGGCAUCAGGCUUUACGACACGUGAACAUUGUUUUACACUUUUUUUAGAUCGAGUUUGAGAUUUUUUUUUGUGUGCCAGUGGUUCCAAGGGCCUGCAACGUAACGCGUGCAUACAUCACAAGCUUCUGUAAAGAAGGGCUUUUAAAAACCUGAAUGAACAACACACUUGAAUUCAUUCCUCAUUUUGGAAAAUUUUCAGUCCUCUUGGAGUGGAGAAAAGAAAAGAAAAUGUCUGCCUUGAAGCACUGAUUAACUGUGUUUACCUAGACGAAAAGGGCAGGAUGGACAAGUCCAAGCUCGUAAAAUGGUGUCAGUCUGUCUGUGAAGUUACUCUGUAACAAUAGUUGUUUUUAUCACCAAAGUAAGUGUGGAUGUGCACUCAGAAGCCUGAUGUGGCACAAAAGCCUCUUAAUUCAUGUUGUAAUAUGUAUGGACAAAAAGGGUUAAUGUGAAUAUACACUCAUUUGAAAUCAUGAUAUAAUUGUACCGUAUAAUUUCUAAAAUAUAUAUAUAUACAUAUAUAUGUAUAUACACCCAAAAAUGCAUUUAUUCAGAAGUUACAAAUCUUUAUUUUCCACAAAAUUUGGAAAACUGAAUCUGCAGCUAGUUUUUCGUGUGUCUCUGAUAAUGUUAGAUUACUGAGAAAAGAGGGGCUGGCCGAUACUGUAACUGGUACAUAAUACCUGAAAGCUGAUUCAUGAGUCAUGGCAGAGAGGAGUUAAAGUUUACAGUUAAAUAGAAACUGGCUUGUAGUGACAUGUGGUAAAUAAAAGGCCAGCAGUGGUUAUGAGUAGUUCAUUCAAAUAUCCUGUUUGCCGGUCUACACCUGCCAGCAAACCUUUGACCGCAAAGAUUUGCCAACGCCCCCUAGACUAAUAAUAAUUUUCAAAAAAACUUGUAUUCUCACAAUGUAACCUGUUUAAAAAAGCACAUAUAGAUAUGUGAAACAAAAAUAAAAAGCUUGUUCAACAUUUA
Messenger RNA from Larimichthys crocea (large yellow croaker), 4483 nucleotides. It is a transcript of the gene ppp1r21, whose product is annotated as protein phosphatase 1, regulatory subunit 21. Gene Ontology annotation, cellular component: membrane; early endosome. The transcript is spliced from 22 exons. NCBI's taxonomy places the organism in Eukaryota, Metazoa, Chordata, Actinopteri, Sciaenidae. The record is from RefSeq and is a predicted model, not a curated record. Bases 622 to 2979 code for a protein of 785 amino acids.